Molecule: messenger RNA, 804 nt
Organism: Kluyveromyces lactis
Lineage: Eukaryota; Fungi; Ascomycota; Saccharomycetes; Saccharomycetales; Saccharomycetaceae
Gene: GIR2
Product: Gir2p
Exons: 1
Coding region: 1-804 (267 amino acids)
Biological process (GO): cytoplasmic translation
Molecular function (GO): protein binding
Source: RefSeq, a predicted model, not a curated record
AUGGACUAUAAAGAAGAACAGACGCAGGAACUUGAGAUUCUAGAGUCGAUCUAUCCAGAUGAAUUUACUGUUCUGAACUCUGAGUACCCAGAGAUCGAAUUACAAAUUGAUAUCAAAUUGGACCCCGUACCCUUGGAUGAUUCUUCAUACACCGUGGAUUCGAUAACUAAUGAUCAUAUUUUGCAUACUAUUUUUACUCUACCAGAAAAUUACCCCGAUGAAGCACCUCUAAUUAAGAUUAUGCCGGAAGAAGUGCCAAAAUUCGACAGAGAUGAUGAAGAUGUGGAUGACGAGGACGAUGAAGAUAAGGACGAAAUUGAAUACGAUGACCAUGGUAACCCGAUAGUAUCAAAAUUCGAAAAUAUACCUGAUAAAAUCCAUUUCGAUGAAUUUAUACCGCAAUGUAUCGAGAAAUUGAAUGAACAAAUCCAAGAAGAUAUGCUUCUUGGGAUGCAGAUGUGCUUCGCUUUGAUUUCCAACAUCAAAGACUACGCCGAACAGUGGUUCCAAGAAAAGCUAAGUGAACUGGAGAAAGAACAUGAUAGGUUGCUGCUGGAACGUGAAAAGGAGGAACAGAAAAAGUUCAGAGGUACUAAAGUGACAAGAGAAUCAUACAUCGAAUGGAGAGCCAAGUUUAGGAAAGAACUGGGGUUGGACGAAAGAGACGCCCAGAGACGUCUUGCUGCCCACCAGGGGAGACUUUCUGGUAGACAGAUCUUCGAACAAGGACUUGCUGGCGAUGAGGAUUUGGAUGAGGAGAAUGAAUCUUUGAUCUCAGAAGGUGUAAAAGCCAUAGCAGUUUAA